CAGAGGCGCGAGGGUCGGCGGAGUUUCUUCAGAGGAACUACCGCCCUGGGAGGAAGCGUCUGUUUAGUUUCAACACAGACGACUGGGCUUGGGAGCCUACGAGGUUGCAGUCUGGAGGGCGCCAACAGCAGCUACCAGGGCUGCUUUUCCUGAACACGCUGCAAGCACGUCAAGGUAGUCGGAGUCCCCUAACAAUGGAUAAAUUCGUCAUUCGAACGCCUAGAAUCCAGAAUAGCCCUCAGAAGAAAGAUUCUGGAGGAAAGGUUUACAAGCAGGCCACGAUUGAAUCUCUGAAGAGAGUUGUGGUUGUAGAAGACAUAAAAAGAUGGAAAACUAUGCUGGAGCUUCCUGAUCAAACCAAAGAGAAUCUUGUUGAAGCCUUACAAGAAUUAAAGAAGAAAAUACCCUCCAGGGAAGUGUUAAAAUCAACAAGGAUAGGUCACACUGUGAACAAGAUGCGUAAACACUCAGAUUCAGAAGUGGCUUCUCUUGCCAGAGAAGUUUACACUGAGUGGAAAACUUUCACUGAAAAACAUUCAAAUAGACCUUCUAUUGAAGUUAGAAGUGAUCCCAAAACCGAGUCGUUUAGGAAAAAUGCUCAGAAAUUACUCUCAGAAGCCUUGGAAUUAAAGAUGGAUCACCUACUGGUUGAAAAUAUUGAGCAGGAAACGUUUCAUCUCUGCUCCCGCCUCAUUAAUGGGCCGUACCGGCGGACGGUGAGAGCCCUGGUCUUCACAUUAAAGCACCGAGCUGAAAUCCGGGCUCAGGUGAAGAGCGGCUCGCUGCCAGUCGGCACGUUUGUACAGACCCACAAAAAGUGACCUGAGGACGGUUCCAGCCCUGGGCCAGGCAGAGAGGAAAAUGGGCCUGUCUCUGCCGUUCAAAGACGCUUUUGAGUUUGGGUGAUGGCUGAUGCUGGCUGUGCUAGAUUUUCCCAUGGUGCCGUUCCUUUGCAGACAGAGGAUUCGGAGAGCCCUAGGAGACAGGCCUGCAGGAAUGUGCUUCAUUAGCUGGAGUGCGCUGGUGCUGCCUAACAGAACGCACACUGGCUGUCACUAGGAAGCGCCAUACGGUUGCUAUCACCCAACAUGGUGAAAGGGUGAUGGAUUUCACUGUGAGUAUGCCAAGGACACCUCUAAACUUCCCCCAUGUCAGGCAGAUGAAGUUACUACUAUAUUUCACCACCCUGCAGGUAACUGAAACUCAAUUACCGCUGCCGCUCACUCGGUUCCAUCCCCCUGAGUUUAGAUAGCUCUGGUGCCUCUCAGAACUCCCCUGUCUGUUCUCUUUGCUCUACCCCAGGGGUGAGCCUGCCAGAGCCAGCCGACUACCCCUUCUUCCCAGAGCUCACUUAUCUGAACGUUUCAGCUCUCCCUGGAAGACCUUCUGCGUUGGUCUCCAGAGCCCCCAUGCUGAGGCUACUAAUGAGGAACUGGCCCGAAGCCUCCCACACCUCAGGGUUUAUUUGAAUACGCUGGCGCUCUCAGUUUAGGGCUCUGUAGAAGAUACAUAAUGAAAUUUCUCUUGAAAUGAAUUACUGCAGUAGAAAAAAGUACAUACAUAUAUAUGUUAAAAUGAAAUAUCUCUACACAGGCCUGUUUUAACAAUUAUGUAAAUAACACUUGUUUUUUUAAAAGUAA
Molecule: messenger RNA, 1640 nt
Organism: Pan troglodytes (chimpanzee)
Lineage: Eukaryota; Metazoa; Chordata; Mammalia; Primates; Hominidae
Gene: TCEANC2
Product: transcription elongation factor A N-terminal and central domain containing 2
Exons: 5
Coding region: 195-821 (208 amino acids)
Biological process (GO): DNA-templated transcription
Cellular component (GO): nucleus
Source: RefSeq, a predicted model, not a curated record